Messenger RNA from Physeter macrocephalus (sperm whale), 486 nucleotides. It is a transcript of the gene SMIM10L1, whose product is annotated as small integral membrane protein 10 like 1. The coding region runs from base 244 to 450 and encodes 68 amino acids. The record is from RefSeq and is a predicted model, not a curated record. The transcript has a single exon. NCBI's taxonomy places the organism in Eukaryota, Metazoa, Chordata, Mammalia, Artiodactyla, Physeteridae.
GUUAAAACGCUAAACGCUGAAUAUCAUUUUAAGCAGCAGACAGGAAGGGGCGGAGCGCCAGCCGCAGCCCCCGCCUCACCGCCGUUAGGGAAGCAGCCGCGGCUACGUCAGGCGCGAGUGUGAGCCCAGCGGCCGCUUAGCCCCCGGCCCCUCCCGGUCACCGCCGUCAGUCGGGGGGUCCGCGGGGUCUACGGUCACCCUGCGCUCCAGGCACCGCACCUGGCGAGCGGCGACACCGCGUCCAUGGCCACCGCGGCGGCUCCGUCAUCCUUGGCUCUCAAGGCCUCGAGCCUGGCCGCGGCCCCCGGCUCGUACGGAGUCUUCUGCAAGGGGCUCUCCCGCACCCUCCUCGCCUUCUUCGAGCUGGCCUGGCAGCUGCGCAUGAACUUCCCGUACUUCUACAUCGCGGGCUCCGUGGUCCUCAACAUCCGCUUGCAGGUACACUUUUAGAGCCCUGAGGAAGCCGCCAGCAUCCCGGGCCUGCAU